AUGACUUGCGAACAUAGGGCUGCCUGGAGGUGUCCCUUGUGUGUUAGCAAACUGCCUAAGUCAGAUAAUGCUGAUACCCCUGUGCAUUCAGUUGGUGGGGUUACGGUUCGACGCGGCGGAAACCCGACUCAGGGUGCUCCAGACUGUUUGGACGAUUCGCUGGCUCAUUUGCCCAAUCCACCCGAUAACGAUGGUCUCCUCAAUGACACAGAGCAUAAUGUGACCUUGGAGGGGUCACCGACACAGAAUUUGGUCAUGGAAAUGCGUCUGCUUCGGGAGGAGAUGGUGGCUUCGCGUACGCAGAUGAGGUCACUUGGUACAGUCUUGUCAAAGCUCUCUGACAGGAUGGCCACUGUUGAGCAGAGAGUGAAUAGGAUUGAAGAAAGGGUGGACUCGCUGUUGCAUCGCUUUGAUGGUGGAGCCGAGAUUGGUGGAAGUGUUGUUGACAACAGCUCGUUAUUAGUAGCAGUUGAACAAUUAAAGACUCAACUAAAUGACCGAGAUCAAGAAUUGCUGCUCAAUGACAUCGAGCUCUCGGGUGUUCCAGAGCAAAAAGGAGAAGGCCUGCCACACGUCGUCAUGACAUUGGCCAGUAAGCUUGGUGUCAAUCUGUCGGAGCAGGAUAUUGUUAGUACGAUGCGCGUUGGACGAGCGCCGGAUUUAGGGGGCGGAGACGCGAGGCCGCGGCUUCUUGUCGUGCGCUUGGCACGCCGCGGUGUGCGUGACGAACUUCUGCGAGCGGCGCGCGUUCGUCGCGGCGCAACCACCGAGGGCACGGGCCUGCCUGGCCCUUCGCGCAGAUUUUACGUGAAUGAGCGGCUAACCAGGGCAAAUAGGCUUAUAUUCCGACGUGCCAGGGAGGCUGCAGCGCAACUAAAUUGGCGUUUUGUGUGGACACGAGACGGAAAUGUUUUCGCUCGCCAACAGCACGGAGUGGGUGUACCUCGCCACCGUCUUCGCACGGAGUCUGAUCUGGUCCGUGUUUUUGGCAAUGACGCUAUUGGUAUUUCUAAUGACAAAUGA
Hyposmocoma kahamanoa is the source of this 1023-nucleotide messenger RNA. RefSeq lists its product as uncharacterized. The record is from RefSeq and is a predicted model, not a curated record. The transcript has a single exon. The coding region runs from base 1 to 1023 and encodes 340 amino acids. NCBI's taxonomy places the organism in Eukaryota, Metazoa, Arthropoda, Insecta, Lepidoptera, Cosmopterigidae.